Molecule: messenger RNA, 482 nt
Organism: Trachymyrmex cornetzi
Lineage: Eukaryota; Metazoa; Arthropoda; Insecta; Hymenoptera; Formicidae
Product: histone H2B
Exons: 1
Coding region: 43-414 (123 amino acids)
Cellular component (GO): nucleosome
Molecular function (GO): DNA binding; structural constituent of chromatin; protein heterodimerization activity
Source: RefSeq, a predicted model, not a curated record
UCUCGGCGAUUGCUUGCACGGCGCUAUACGAAGAAUUGAAUCAUGCCACCGAAAGCGAGCGGCAAAGCGGUGAAGAAGGCCGGAAAGGCUCAGAAGAAUAUCAGUAAGACCGAUAAGAAGAAGAAAAGGAAGAGGAAGGAGAGCUAUGCUAUUUACAUCUAUAAAGUAUUGAAGCAGGUCCAUCCAGACACUGGAAUCUCCAGCAAAGCUAUGAGCAUAAUGAAUAGCUUUGUCAACGAUGUCUUUGAGCGUAUCGCUGCUGAGGCAUCGCGUUUGGCUCAUUACAACAAACGCUCUACUAUCACCUCUCGGGAGAUUCAAACUGCCGUGAGGCUGUUGCUGCCCGGAGAAUUGGCGAAGCACGCCGUGAGUGAAGGCACCAAGGCUGUCACGAAAUACACUAGCUCCAAGUGAAUCAUUCCUCAAGAUCAACGGCCCUUAUCAGGGCCACAAAUUUAUUUAUACGUUUGAUAUUCUCUUUG